AUGACAACUCAUGGCGAUGAUUCCAGCGUCACAGGCAGAGAAGGCACACGCACACGCAACCGCAUCUACCGCAUAAAACCCCACAUCCUGCCCUUCACCGACCACAGCAACACCCAAUCCUUACUCCUCUUCGAAGGCAGAGAAUCAUGUCCCCUCCCACCUCUCUACACCUUCUCCCUCUACUUCACCCACAAAACCGCAAACACCACCACCAUCCACCCACUCGACCUCUUCACCGCCAUCAGACGCGGCACCCCCCUCCAACACUACCCCUGCCCCUUCCGUCUAGAAUUCUCUUUCCUAUCCACCCCCUCCGCCCCUACCUCCGAUGAAACUUGUAUCUCGCACUACCGCGCCGAAAAACAACAUCGAGGCGACUACACUGCCCAACUCGCAUCCCGGACGCCUGGAUCUAGCCCGACGGGCUUACCUGGUUUUGUACCGAGUUACAUCGACAAUACCUCCUUCGAAUUCUACCACGGUCUCUUAUUCAUAUACCAAGGUGCGGGUUGGCGGACAGAAAAGGAAGCUAUGCGGUGUGAUUCUUUCGAUCCUAUUUCUCAGGACGAGUAUGAUGGGGUUGGGGAGGAAGGGGAGGAGGAGGUGCUAGAAGGGGUUGAAAUUGUAAAUCAGGUAGACAGAAGAUGUUUUGAUGUUGGUGUUUUUAUCUUCCAGCUCUACAUUCGAUAUUGCCCCUGA
Molecule: messenger RNA, 699 nt
Organism: Bipolaris zeicola 26-R-13
Lineage: Eukaryota; Fungi; Ascomycota; Dothideomycetes; Pleosporales; Pleosporaceae
Exons: 1
Coding region: 1-699 (232 amino acids)
Source: RefSeq, a predicted model, not a curated record